AUGAGAUGGUCCUAUAGGCAAGGAGUCCUGAAGGUGGAUGAUUUACGACAUAUUUUGGAUGAGUGGACACCUGCCGACGUCAUAUGCCGUCCAUUUGAGGAUCAUGGAGGAUGGCGUCAGUUUGAUGAGUUAUGUCUGUACAGGGGGUGUUUGAAGUGGGGUGACACAGUUGUUCCAUACUUGCCUGACAGAUGUUUAUGCCAGUUCGGGUACAAGCAGUAUGUUCCAUCCACACCUCUUGAUUGGAUGAUGGCGACUGAUAUUGAUGUUGAUUGGAUUGGUUACCAUCAGAGUGUUAUUGUUGUGACCCAUCCAACUACCAUGGCCACCAUUUCAUCUGAUAUAGAAGAUGGUUAUCUGGAGUGGUAUUAUUGUGUUUCGCAUCCACGUUUGGCCCCUCCCCAUCGUGACGAACCAAGAGAGGUACCAGUUCCUGUUUAUGACGCGGGACUAUCUGAUCCUUAUUGGGCUCGUGCGUAA
Molecule: messenger RNA, 480 nt
Organism: Lathyrus oleraceus (garden pea)
Lineage: Eukaryota; Viridiplantae; Streptophyta; Magnoliopsida; Fabales; Fabaceae
Exons: 2
Coding region: 1-480 (159 amino acids)
Biological process (GO): meristem development; meristem maintenance
Source: RefSeq, a predicted model, not a curated record